AUGUUUCUCGAAGGGGGCCCAGAAAGGAAAGAUCCUAUCGCCUCCUACAGCCGCUACAAGUCGGAAGAUGUUGACGUUGCGCCACUUGGAAGGCCUAUUCGCUUCGCGUUUGCCCAAAAGGAGGCGCCGAAUCGAUUUCUUAAAGCCGCCAUGAGCGAGCGGCUCGCGUCAUGGAGUCCUCAACAACUGAAUCUACGUGGCAUUGUAUCUCCGGAGCUGAUAAACCUGUAUCGACGAUGGGGUGAAUCGAAACUUGGAUUGAUAUUGACGGGGAAUAUAAUGGUCGCUUACGACCACCUAGAAGCCCCUGGCAACCCUGUGAUCGAUGUUAACGAUCAGUUCUCUGGUGUUCGGUUCGAAGCUUUCCAGGAAUUGGCAAGAGAGACUAGAAAGCAUGGCAGUCUUUUGAUAGGACAGGUCUCUCAUCCAGGACGUCAAGUUCCCGAAGUGAUCAACCCUAAUCCAAUCUCUGCCAGUGCUGGCCAGCUAGAAGGAGAAGUCUUGAAGAUGCGGUUCGGCAAGCCUCGUGCGGCGUCGAUCGAGGAAAUCCGUUCUAUCGUCGAAGCUUUCACACACGCAGCAGAAUAUCUGUACAUGGCAGGGUUUGACGGAAUCCAGCACCAUGGCGCUCAUGGUUAUCUCUUGUCUCAGUUUAUCUCUCUCGACACAAACCAUCCCACCGAUAGUUACGGAGGCUCUUUUCAGAACCGAGCCCGAAUUGUUUUGGAAAUUGCCCAGUCUGUUCGCACCCGUCUUGGGAAGGUCGCCAACUUUGUCAUCGGUAUAAAACUGAACAGCGUGGAGUUCCAAAAGUCCGGCAAGGGUAUUACUCCAGAUGAAUGCAGGGAGCUCUGCACUAUCUUGGAGACUCAAGGUCAAUUUGACUUUGUAGAACUCUCAGGAGGCACGUAUGAACACGUGGGCUGGGAACACAAGCGUGAAUCCACUAUGAAGAGAGAGGCAUUCUUUCUCGAAUUUGCCGAAGCAAUUCCUCCUCGACUUUCGAAAACAAAGGUCUACGUGACUGGAGGUUUUAUAUCAGCUGGCGGGAUGGUGAGGGCGCUGGAUUCGGUAGACGGGAUUGGCCUGGGAAAGCCAGUUUGCCAGGAACCCUCACUUGCUGCUGACAUCCUAGCAGGCAAGGUGACGGGCUCUAUCGUUUCGAAGAUCGACCAAAACAACUUUCAACUGACAAUUUUAGCUGCUGGAACACAGCUUUGGCAAGUUGGAAAUGGUAUUUCCCCGUCAAACUUUGAAGAUGAAAAGGAGGUUAAACGCUUCCUGCUAGCACUGGAAACUUUUGAAAAGCAAAGACAGUCCGAUACAGAAAGAAACCUGUACGGCUUCGUGAACUUUAGGUAG
Molecule: messenger RNA, 1362 nt
Organism: Exophiala spinifera
Lineage: Eukaryota; Fungi; Ascomycota; Eurotiomycetes; Chaetothyriales; Herpotrichiellaceae
Exons: 2
Coding region: 1-1362 (453 amino acids)
Molecular function (GO): FMN binding; oxidoreductase activity
Source: RefSeq, a predicted model, not a curated record